Messenger RNA from Hemicordylus capensis (graceful crag lizard), 3657 nucleotides. It is a transcript of the gene PSAP, whose product is annotated as prosaposin. Gene Ontology annotation, cellular component: lysosome. The transcript is spliced from 14 exons. Lineage: Eukaryota; Metazoa; Chordata; Lepidosauria; Squamata; Cordylidae. The record is from RefSeq and is a predicted model, not a curated record. Gene Ontology annotation, biological process: sphingolipid metabolic process. Bases 111 to 1670 code for a protein of 519 amino acids.
CACGCGCAGUAGCUGCCCUCUCCGCGAGGCAUGUUAUAUAGGCGGCUGGGUCAGCUGAUGCUCCCGCAUUGCAGACUGCAGAAUCCUGAGAGAAAAGCGAAAACAACGAGAUGCGGUGCUUCAGCGUCUUCGGCCUCCUAUGCUCGCUGGUUGCGGCUGCUUUGGCAAGUCCCCUCUUAGUGGAGAAGGAUUGUGCGAAAGGUCCUGAGGUAUGGUGCCAGAACUUACGAACGGCGUCACAUUGCAGAGCAGUUAAACAUUGUCGGCAAACUGUUUGGAACAAACCUACAGUGAAAAGCAUUCCUUGUGACUUGUGUAAAGAAAUUGUAAUUGUGGCUGGGAAGUUCUUCAAGGACAAUGGCACAGAGGAAGAAAUACAUGCCUACGUGACUAAGGCCUGUGAAUUUAUUCCUGACCAAGGCAUGGUAGCCGAGUGCAAGGAAAUGGUGGAUGCUUACCUGCCAAACAUUCUGGACAUGAUCAAGCAGGAACUUGAUAAGCCUGAAGUUAUUUGCAGUUCGCUCACACUGUGCCAGUCUCUUCAGAAGCACCUGGCAAUGAUGAAGCUGCAGAAACAACUUCAGUCGAACAAGAUCCCAGAGCUAGAUUUCUCUGAACUGGCAUCUCCCUUCAUGGCUAAUGUGCCCCUUCUGCUUUACCCUCAGGACAAGCCCCAGAAAAAGUCACAGGAAAGUGGGAACGUGUGCAAAGACUGUGUCCAGCUAAUAACUGAUGUUCAGGAAGCUGUGAAGUCAAACGCCACCUUUGUGAAUUCCCUAAUUGAUCAUGCCAAAGAGGAGUGUGAACGCUUGGCACCUGCCUUUUCAGACCUGUGCAAAGACUACAUUUCCCAGUAUUCAGAUUUGGCUAUCCAGAUGAUUAUGCAUAUGCGACCAGAGGAUAUUUGUAGCAUGGUUGGAUUAUGUUCUUCGCAGAAAUCUAUGCCUCUCCAGAGUCUGGUGCCAGCUAUUGCUAUCUCUGAAGUAAAGGCAGAAUCAGCUGAGAAUAGUGUAAAUCAAGCAGAAUCAUUUUCUUUGUGUGGAGUAUGCAAAGUUGUGGUUGAAGAGGUGGACAGACUUUUGGAAAGCAAUAAGACAAAGGAGGAGGUGGUGCUGGGAAUACGGGCAGUGUGUUUGCUACUACCUCAUAAAAUCCGAGACCAGUGCAAGGACUUUGUGGAUGUCUAUGGCAAGGCAGUCAUUGAUAUGCUUUUGGAAGCAACUGGUCCUAAGGAGGUGUGCAUUAUGCUGAAAUUGUGUGCAAAUGAUGUUUUGCCUGCUGAAAAUAUUGUUCCAGUGCAGCUGCCGACUGGUGACGUCUGUGAUGUAUGCAAGAUGAUUGUAGCGUAUGCAGACAAGCAAUUGGCAAAGAAUGCUACCAGUAAAGAAAUUGAGGAAUUUCUGGAAAAAAUCUGUAGCGUGCUUCCAAAAGCUUAUAAAGACCAGUGUGAUAACUUUGUGGAGCAGUAUGAGCCAACAGUCGUGCAGCUCUUGACAGAAAUCAUGGAUCCCAAUUUUGUGUGUACUAAACUUGGAGUUUGUGUGACAUCCACACAGCCUCUUUUGGGGUCAGACGUAUGUGUCUGGGGACCUGGCUAUUGGUGUAAGAAUAUGGAAACGGCAUCUCAGUGCAAUGCUGUUGAACACUGCAAACGCCAUGUGUGGAACUAGAGAAAACCCCCUUGGGCAACUUUUUUGUUCUCGAAUAAAGCAAGAGGCAAGGCUUAGACUGUCAAAAGCUAAAUCUGGAUGUCCUGAUCUUCUUCCCACCUCGACUCCACCCCAGCCAUCCCGAGAUCUCUCAAGUUUCUUUAUGAAUGUGUUUUGGUAGCAGUGCUACUACCCUGGAAAGUUCCACAGUGUUGACUUAAUGAGGUUUCUAACUCUAGUUUUAGUUCCAUAUGGUACAUAAGAAUAAAUAGUAAAUCAAUGCUGGCUGUCCCAGGUGCCUUUUGAGGAAGGAGUGCUUGUAAUCAAAGUAGUCCAAGGGCACCACUGCCUUGUGUAUAUCUUAAAGUUGGUAACACAUCCUUAAAAAGGCACUCUUGCUGAUGUCCCUGUGUUUGAGUGCUCCGCAUUAAAACCACCACUGAAAUGAUGCCCGCUUCUAAACCGUUAACUGGUAGUAGAAUCCCUCAAAAGUGUUUGGAGCAAAACUGCAUAAACACACAGGAAUACCCUUCCUGCAAAAGGAAUCUUCCAAAGAGGGGACAUACUGGGCUUAUGUUGCUUGUAUAACAUAAGGCUGCAAGUCUUGGAAGCUAUUGUGGGUUUCAUUGGUUUAAGGCCAGAGUUGUGUCCCUUUCUGAACUAGGUGACUCAUGGGCCAUGUAAUGAAUAGUCUUAAUGCAGACAGUAUUAGUUGCUGCUCUGUCUCUCCCCAUGCUAGCUUUAGGCACUCAAGGAUUGGUGUAGCCCAUUAUUUUUAAAAUACUCCACUCACUACGUGAAAGAACAAUGUGAUUGCUAUGAGACUGGAAAAAUUAAGGAGUGUACCUGGUAUGUUCUGAUUUCUGAGAUGCAUGUACUUCUGCUAAGGUGUACUUCAUGACUUAACACACUCCUGUCUUUGGUAAGAGAAGAAUAUCAAAGGUGGAAUAGAGAAGAAGCUUGAAAAAGCACACAGUGUGUGUGGUUGCAGUGCAGCUGUCUCGUAGUCUGCAGCUAUUUGCAUGACAGAAUAAUGCUUGAGGUAACUUGGAUACACAGAAUAGCUCAUCGUGUAAUAGCAGCACGGAUCAGGACACUGAUGGCUUUGUGUUCUUGGAGAGCAGGGGGAUUAGCUCCGUGACCCAUGUAAGCAGUACAACUGAUGUUGUUGCAAGACCUAGAUAACAGACUCUACUCUUGAUAUUUUUCGAGAUUUAUCCAGGCACAGGGAUGUGAAGGAAGCAGUAUGUUGUGGAGAGGUGAGAAUUAUUCCUCACACCCAGUGCCCCUGAACCCUUGAAUACAUAGCUGUCUAAACAAUUUGCCUAGAUUGUUGAGUCAACUUCCCAGAUUUCAGCUGAGCUCACUGGAGCUUUGAAAACUUCUGAUUUCUUUAGUAUAGUCAGUAGUGUAGGAUCAGGUGGGAACCCCUUUCUCAUGGUAGCAAACGAAUUGGUUCAAAUUGGCUAUAACCAUGAUUGUGCAGCUUUAUUUUAUAUACCAUAAAUGUACUUGGUGAGGGCAUUGAUUUGAUUUUUAUCAAACUGAUUUUUGUCUGCUGUCUGGCUAGCAAUUCCUGCAACUCAGAAGCUAAUAUCUGUUACAAAGCAACUUCCGUGUCCUUAUCACCUUACUGCAGGUGUCAACGCUGACUAAACUGAUAUCUGCUUAAUCUCCUCUGCCGAUGUAGGGUGAACACUUGCCUCUCCUUAGCAGGAGCCUCCUUGCUCUAAGAGGCUAUAAAACAAUUGCUGGACUGUGCUUUGCUGUCAUUUCAGAUUAGAUGCUAUUCUACUGUAUUUUCGUUAGAAUUUCUACUUGUGUGUGCAGUUCUCAAUUUCUUGCUUUGUAAAUUGAUUUCCCAUCUCAUUUGAGAUUAAGUGUUUAGAAUUUAAGUGUGAACUGCAGAAAACAAACACUUGCUUUAAUAAACCACUGUCUCAAUUUUAAUGUGGUUUUUGCACUAAAGCUUCUGUAAUUUAACAAUAAAAGUGGAACUAUAAAUCUG